CCGGGACAGGCGGAGGGAAGAGAAGGGUCCGGCGGGGAAACAGCGAGGAUGGAGCGGUGUGGGGCAGCUCCCCCGGGAGGAGAGGCUGCGGGACCCGGGCCUGGUUCGUGUGGAGAACACUAAGGGGCGGAUCCCGUUAAUUCAUAGAGGUAUCUCCAAGGGGUGCCAGUAGGGCGGUGCCAGACUGUCUUCAGUGGUGCCCAGUGACAGGAUCAAGAGUAAUGGCCAUGAACAAAAACAUGACAAGUAUCACCUCAAUAUGAGAAAAACUCCUUGACACAAGUGUGGCAGAGCACUGGGACAGACUUGGAGGCCAUGGGAGUCUCCCUUUCUGGAGAAAUUCCAAACCCACCUGGACCUUCCUGUGUCACCUGCUCCAGGUGACCCUGCCUUGGCAGGGGUUAGACUGAUCUCCAGAGAUCACUAACAACCCUAAAGAUCCUGUGAUUGUCCUUAUGAACAACAUCAUUAAGAAGAAAUUUUUCCCGGUGAGGGUGGUGAGGCCCUGACACAGGGUGCCCAGAGAAGCUGUGGCUGCCCCAUUCCUGGAAGAUUUCUAGGCGCUGUUGGACGGGGCUUGGAGCAACCUGGGAUGGUGGAAGGUGUGGCCGUGUGGAAGGGCAGGGGGUGGAAGGAGAUGAUCUUUGUGGUGCCUUCCAACCCAACCCAUACCAUGACUCUAUUUCCGUGCCACACUGCCGUAAAGCGCGCCCUCGGGCCGGCCGUCCCGCGUACGCGGCGCUAAACGUGGUUGGCCGCCACGCUGCCGUGCGGCGAGGAAACUGCCGUGCAAGCGCCGUGGUGUCGCGGCGCGAUGUGGCGGGGCGCGGCCGCGGGGUUGCUGUGCGUGGCCGCCGCCUGCCUCCUGCGCCGCGGGUUCGAGCCCCGCGCCCGCCUGCUCAGCGCCGCGGAGCUGCGCCGCUACCGCGGGGCGCCGGGCGAGCCCGGGCUUUACCUCGCCCUGCUGGGACGGGUCUUCGAUGUGGAGCGGGGCCGCAAGCACUAUGGGCCCGGCGGCGCUUACAGCGGGCUCGCAGGCAGAGAUGCCACCAGAGCGUUUGCCAGCGGCGACUUCACCCCGGCGGGGCUGGUGGACAACGUGGCGGGGCUGUCACCCCCAGAGCUGCUCUCCAUCCACAGCUGGUUGAGUUUCUACAACGACAACUACGAGCCCGUGGGGAAGCUGGUGGGCAGAUUCUACGAUGAAAAUGGGGCACCGACAGAAGCCCUGAGGGAGGUUGAGGCUGCCAUUGAGGAAGCUCUCAAAUUCCAAGCAGAAAGUGAGCAGAAGAAGCAGCAGUUCCCACCCUGCAACUCUGAAUGGAGCUCUGCUAAAGGCACCCGGUUCUGGUGCUCCAGACAGAGUGGGGGAGUGCACAGAGACUGGGCCGGAGUCCCUCGGAAGCUGUACCACCCUGGCUCGCCCGGGAGCCGCUGUGUGUGUGUGAGGAGCUCAGGUCCCCCCUGGGGCCAGCCAGACUCCUCCCAGCACAGCGACAGAGGGGACCUGGAUCACCCUCACCUGGAGCAGUACGAGGGCUGCCACCCCCUGGCCCAGCAGUGUGUCCUCCUCACGGGCUGACUGCAGCUGCUGCAU
Messenger RNA from Poecile atricapillus (Black-capped chickadee), 1597 nucleotides. Its product is annotated as neuferricin. The record is from RefSeq and is a predicted model, not a curated record. Gene Ontology annotation, cellular component: membrane; endomembrane system. Lineage: Eukaryota; Metazoa; Chordata; Aves; Passeriformes; Paridae. The transcript has 4 exons. The coding region runs from base 815 to 1582 and encodes 255 amino acids.